Messenger RNA from Protobothrops mucrosquamatus (brown spotted pit viper), 1723 nucleotides. It is a transcript of the gene TXN2, whose product is annotated as thioredoxin 2. NCBI's taxonomy places the organism in Eukaryota, Metazoa, Chordata, Lepidosauria, Squamata, Viperidae. The record is from RefSeq and is a predicted model, not a curated record. Gene Ontology annotation, molecular function: protein-disulfide reductase activity. Bases 107 to 631 code for a protein of 174 amino acids. Gene Ontology annotation, cellular component: mitochondrion. The transcript is spliced from 4 exons. Gene Ontology annotation, biological process: cell redox homeostasis.
UGGUUGCGUCCUAAAGCUGCGUCUGUUCGUCCAAUCAGCUACAGGAAAAUACGGUAGUUCAGCUUUUUGACUCUCCAGUGUGGUCGCGAGGGGCUCUCCGGGGACUAUGAAGAUGGCCCAACAUCUCUUCAAAUCAUUGUUGUCUAUUCCAGUCAAGCGUCUCACGCCAGUGCUUCAUCCCAGACCCUCAUUGCUUCUGUACAGAGUUUCAGUUCUGCCAUGCAGGGGACCCUGGUGUACUUCCUUUGCUUCUCCUGCUAUGCCUUCACAGACUAGGACAUUUUCUACUACUCAGGUCUGUUGGCAUACUUUUAAUGUCCAGGAUGAGGAUGACUUCCAAGACAGAGUUUUGAAAAGUCAAAAACCAGUGGUGAUAGAUUUCCAUGCCCAAUGGUGUGGUCCCUGCAAAAUCCUGGGUCCCAGACUAGAAAAAGUGGUGUCCAAACAUGAGGGGAAGAUUCUGAUGGCGAAAGUGGACAUUGAUGAUCAUACUGACCUUGCCCUUGAAUAUGAGGUGUCAGCUGUACCCACUGUCUUAGCCAUGAAGAAUGGUGAUGUGGUGGAUAAGUUUGUGGGAAUCAAAGAUGAAGAUCAAUUAGAAGCUUUUCUCAAAAAACUCGUUGGACCCUGAACAGCAAGGACAGUUGUGUUCCCUGAGCCAAGGCUUUUUCCAUUUGUCCUUUUUUUUAAAAAAAAAAAAUGUUUCCUUAGAGGGGAAUGGAAGAAAUUGCAUAGUUGGACUAGCAUCUGUUUUUUUUAAAGAGAGUGGAUGAUGCCUACUUCCUCCUUCUUCUGGGGGAGUGGUCCUAGUUCCUACAGCAGUGGAAAGGCUGAUUGCUCUGUGAUAGAGAAAGACUGGAGGUUGAUGCCUGCUAGCAGAUGCCCGAUGACAAGAAAGUUUUCCUAAUAUAGCGGCCUCUUCUUAAUGUACUUUCUCAUACAUAUUGGAGACACUUCCCGUUCCUGUCCAAUGUAAAACCAAUGUGGUUAAUUAUUGCUGCUUAUGGCAGCAGUUGUUCUGCUUCAUUUUCUGCAGCUUUCCUCCUUUGUUUAAUGGUAGAUUAAAAUCAUUUGAGUUUUUGACGGUAGCCUUAGUGCCUCUCCUGCUGUCAUCAAUUAAAUUGAGAAAAACAUUGAUUGAUUGGAGCCUUUUUAUUAGUAGAUCUAUAAUAAAAAAUAGCUGUAAUUAUUCCAUUUUCUUUUGGUAUAGAAUUCCCCUUCUGCAGAAAAAUUAAAGUUGUUCAAUAUAGCUUGAAUGGUAUGGAGUUGAAUAGAGAAUAUGAAUAAGGAAGAGUUUUGUAUUGAUUAAAAAAAAAAAACUUCACUAGUCCACAGACACAAAGCCUCUUGUGAGAAAAGACUGUCCCUUCUUUUUUACCUAAGCAUUUUAUCUCCAAACAUAUUGGGUGAAAUCAAUGCAGUAAAAGUGCUUUUUUAAAAGAACUAAUGAAAGAAAAUACUUUUUCAUGCCACUUUCCAUUUAUUUUUGAAUUUAUUCUCUAGAAAUGAUAAAUCAAGUCAAAUGUUUUAAUUUCAGGCCAGAUGUCCAAUUUGUUUAGAUUUUGCUAUGGAUGUUUUACAUUUUGAUAAAUCUGUGGGGGGAAAAACUGCUAGAUUGUAACAUUAAAGGAAUUAGUUAAGCUUCCUUUAUUGAUUAUAAGGAAGCUGAGCAGAAAAAAAUCAUUUUUUCUUCUUUAACAAAUAAAGUAACUGGUAGAAAGUU